AUGGAGCUGGCUUGGAAUAUAGUGUUUGUUCUUCUCAGUUUUCCCUGCCAGGCAAUAGACUGGGAAUCCAGCCGGAAUUUCAUCAUAGCUGCUGGCCCUCUUCCCAUUGACUUGAAUCGUCCAUUAAGUGCGCAGGGGUUCUAACCUCGUAGAAACUAGCCUGGAUGCUCACAUCUGCAGCAGCCAUUGCCUGCCGCCUUGUCUGAAUACCUUGGCAGCCUUUCUGGUAGUGGGGUGACCCACUAUAAGGUCUUCCUUUCUUGGGCACAACUUCUCCCAACAGGAAGCUCCCGAAGCCCCGACAAGAGCACAGUCCAGUGCUACAGAAGACUUCUUGAGGUGCUCAGGGCUGCUCAGCUUCAGCCAUUGGUGAUCCUGCACCAUCAAACGUUCCCCAAACAAGCCCUGGCCUCCCCAUUCGGGACCUGGGAAAGUGACCUCUUUACUGGCCUCUUUGCAGAGUAUGCUUUGUUUGCCUUUCACUCCUUUGGGGACCUGGUUGAGAUCUGGUUCACUUUCAGUGACUUGGGAGCAGUGAUAGAAGCUCCCCAUCAGGAAUCAAGAUCUGCUCGUUUUCAGGCCGUUGUUGAUGCCACAAGAAAAGCCUAUCAUGUCUACUAUGAAAACUUCGCUUCCCAAGGUGGGAAACUGUCUGUGGUGCUGGGAGUUGAUGACAUCUCUGAGUAUUAUUGGGAUCCUCACAUUCUCACUUCUCAAUCUUGUGGUUUAGAAAAACAGAAAAAGCCAGAAGUCCAAAAUGAAACAGUCACGGUCUCUGGGUGGCUUGUGCAUGACUUAGAGCUCAUAGCUGACUCUAUUGAUUUCUUCUCUCUGGAUCUGCUGUGUGAUUGCCGCAAGGCAGGUCCACCACAGGAACUGAGCAGACUUCAGACCCUUGAUCCCAAAGUGAAAGUUUUCAUCUUCAACCUAAAACUUCACAACUGCAUUCCCAUGAAGGAGAAAUCAACCCAACUCCUGUUUAACGUGAUGGAAGCCAUAAAUAAAGAUGAAGUGCUGACCAUUGGGUUUGAUGUCAAUGAAUUUCUACAGUGUCCUUCCAAUGCCAAGGAAAGGUAUUGCUUCCUACCGGACAAUCUGACUGGCCAAAGUGACCAGCAAGAAAAGAGCCCAGCGGCCGCCUUCUCUGUAACGCCGACCUCAUCCUACUGGAGAGUUUGGCAAAUGUUUGCUAACCAGUCUGAGGCAGAGAGAGACUUGUUCCUGCAGGAUGUUUUCCCUGGGGGUUUCCUCUGGGGCACUGCCACAGGAGCCUUCAAUGUGGAGGGAGCCUGGGCAGAAGAUGGAAAAGGAGAAAGUGUGUGGGACAGGUUUGGACACCAGGGCCAUGCGGAGAAGAAAGCGGUGCCCGAUGUGGCCAGUGACAGUUACCACAAGAUCGAGUAUGAUAUCUCUCUCCUCCGUGGCCUCCAGGCUCAGCUCUACAAGUUUUCCAUCUCGUGGUCUAGGAUCUUCCCCACAGGCUACAAGAGCAACAUCAACCCCCGAGGUGUAGCCUACUACAACAAGUUGAUUGACAGCUUGCUGGACUCCCACAUUGAACCAAUGGUGACCUUGUUCCACUGGGACCUACCACAGGCCCUGCAGGAUCACGGAGGGUGGCAGAAUGAGAGUGUGGUGGAUGCUUUUGUGGACUACGCAGCUUUUUGCUUUGCCACCUUUGGGAACCGGGUGAAGUUGUGGGUGACCUUUCAUGAGCCUUGGGUGAUAAGCUAUGCAGGCUAUGGUACCGGACGGCAUGCCCCAGGCAUCUCUGACCCAGGAGUAGCCUCAUUCAAGGUGGCUCACUCCAUCCUCAAGGCUCAUGCCAAGGCUUGGCAUCACUACGAUCGCCACCAUCGCGGCCAGCAGCAAGGGCAGGUGGGGAUCGUGCUGAACUCGGAUUGGGCAGAGCCCUUCUCUGCCCAGGAGCCGGAGGACGUGAGGGCCGCGGAGCGCUACCUGCACUCCAUGCUGGGCUGGUUCGCCCACCCGCUCUUCGUGGAUGGUGACUACCCUGACACCCUGAGGGCCCAAAUCCGGCGGAAAAACAGCCAGUGUGGCCGCUCCGUUGCCCAGAUCCCCACCUUUACCGAGGAAGAGAAGCUUCUCUUGAAAGGUUCCUCGGACUUUCUCGGCCUGUCUCAUUAUACCUCUCGUCUGAUCAGGGAUGCCCAGAAUGAUUCCUGUGUCCCGGACUAUGACAGCCUCCGGGGCUUCUCCCAGCACGUGGACCCCACCUGGCCCCAGACCUCAGCCUCCUGGCUCCGGGUGGUGCCCUGGGGUCUCAGGAGACUCUUACAGUUUGUGUCUCUGGAAUAUACCAAAGGGAAUGUCCCGAUCUACCUGACUGGCAACGGCCUGCCGAUAGAAGGCAGAAACCUUGAUGACUCUGCAAGAAGAGACUAUCUCAAUCUCUACAUCAAUGAGGUGCUCAAAGCGAUCAAGAUGGACUUGGUGGAUGUUCGGUCCUACAUUGUUCGUUCCCUCAUCGAUGGCUUUGAAGGCCCAUCAGGUUAUAACCAAAGAUUUGGGCUACACUACGUGAAUUUCGAAGAUGGCAGCAGACCAAGAACUCCCAGGAAGUCUGCCUAUUUUUUCUCCAGCCUUGUUGAAAAGAAUGGCUUCCUGACUAAAGAGAUAGACAGACCUUCUCGACCACUCAUUUAUACCCCUCCCCCCAAAAUUCCAGUUACUUUGGGACCCUCAGAUGUUCCUUCCAAGGCUAAGGUAGUUUGGGAAAAAUUCUCCAGCCAAUCCAAGUUUGAAAGAGAUCUCUUCUACCACGGAACAUUCAGGGAUGAUUUUGUGUGGGGUGUGUCCUCUUCUGCCUAUCAGAUUGAAGGAGGCUGGGAUGCAGAUGGGAAGGGCCCCAGUAUUUGGGAUAACUUUACCCAUACACCAGGGAACAAUGUGGCAAACAAUGACAAUGGAGAUGUAGCUUGUGACAGUUACAAUAAAUUGGAGGAGGAUCUUUAUAUGCUGAGAGCUUUGAGAGUCAAGGCCUACCGCUUCUCUCUCUCAUGGCCUCGAAUUUUCCCAACAGGGGCAAUUGAUUCUGUCAACAAAUAUGGAGUUGACUACUACAACCGGCUUAUUGAUGGCUUGGUGGCAAGCAAUAUCAUUCCCCUGGUGACAUUGUACCACGGGGACCUACCCCAAGCCCUGCAGGAUAUUGGUGGUUGGGACAACCCCGCCUUGAUCGAGCUGUUUGACAGCUAUGCAGACUUUUGUUUCCGUACUUUCGGUGAUCGGGUUCAAUUCUGGAUGACAUUUAAUGAACCCAUGUCCCUGGCAUGGUUACCAUAUGGUGAAGGGGUAUUUCCCCCAGGUGUGAAAGAUCCUGGCUAUGCGCCUUAUAGAGUUGCCCAUACGCUUAUCAAAGCUCAUUCCCGAGUUUACCAUACAUAUGAUGACAAGUAUAGGCAGAGUCAGAAAGGAGUCAUUACCCUGAGCCUCAGCUUAGACUGGGCGGAACCCAAGUCACCUAACUUGCCGAAAGAUGUCGAGGCAGCCGAUAGGGUUCUGCAGUUUGACCUGGGCUGGUUUGCCCACCCCAUCUUCAAAAAUGGAGACUACCCAGAUGCCAUGAAGUGGAAAGUAGGGAAUAGGAGUGAGCUACAAAAUUUAGCCACUUCUCGCCUCCCCACCUUCACAGAGGAAGAAAAGAGGUACAUUAGAAACACGGCAGAUGUCUUCUGUAUCAACACCUACACUACUAGAAUUGUAAAAUACAUUACCCCUAUACUCAACCCUCCUUCUUAUGAAACUGAUAAGGAGAGAACGGAAGAAGAGGAUCCUUCUUGGCCUUCCACUGCCCUCCACGGAGCAGUGCCCUGGGGGAUGAGAAGGGCCUUGAAUUGGAUCAAAGAAGAAUAUGGUGACAUCCCCAUUUACAUCACUGAAAAUGGAGUGGGAUUCAAGAAAUCUCAAAUUGAGGAUACAGAUAGAAUAUUUUUUUAUAAAACAUACAUCAACGAAGCUUUGAAAGCCUACAGUCUAGAUGGCGUCAACCUUCGAGGGUAUGUGGCUUGGUCCCUGAUGGACAACUUUGAGUGGCUGAAUGGCUACAGUGUAAAGUUUGGACUAUACCAGGUAGAUUUUAAUGACCCCAACAGACCCCGGACUGCAAGAACUUCAGCCAGAUACUACACAGAUGUUAUCAGCAACAAUGGCAUGCCUCUGGACAAAGAGGAUGAGUUUUUGUACGGAGAGUUUCCUAAGGGUUUCAUCUGGAGUACAGCCUCAGCUGCCUAUCAGAUUGAAGGUGCCUGGAGAGCUGAUGGCAAGGGCCUCAGUAUCUGGGACACAUAUUCUCACACUCCCCUGAGGAUUGAAAAUGAUGACACUGGGGACAUUACCUGUGACAGCUAUCACAAAAUUGAAGAAGAUCUGGUGGCCCUUCAGAAUCUUGGCGUGUCCCACUACCGCUUCUCCAUUGCCUGGUCUCGUGUUCUUCCUGAUGGGACCACGAGGCAAAUCAAUGAAGAGGGUCUAAACUACUACGAAAGGCUCAUUGAUGCACUAAAGGCAUCCAGUAUUACACCUCAGGUCACUCUUUACCACUACCUGCCCCAGGCACUCCAGAAUGUUGGAGGCUGGGAGAAUGAUACCAUAGUCCAGAGGUUUAAGGAGUAUGCAGAUGUGCUCUUCAGAAGGCUGGGAGAUAAGUUGAUUUGGAUCACUAUCAAUGAGCCUUUCCGUCAUUGCCAACUUGGGCCAUGCUACGGAACAGCAGCUCCCGGUAAGGGCCCUAGACCAGGAACUGCCCCCUAUGUUGUUGACAUAACUUACUCAAAGCUCUACGCUGAAGCCUGGCACCUGUAUAAUGAUGUUCUACCGAGCCAAACAAGGGGACUGAUUUCUAUCAACCAUCACAGUGACUGGCAGAGCCCAGAGACCCUUCCAACAAGAAGAUGUGGAAGCAGCCAGAAGAUAUGGUUCAGUCAAUCACAAAGACAGACAGUGAAAGAGCCACCUGCAUCUUUAGCAAGUGUGGACAAAUGGGAAGGGUUUAUGGGUGGCUGGUUCGCACAUCUCUUCAAGAAUGGAGACUACAGUGAAGUUAUGAAGACUCGGAUUAGAGACAGGAGUUAUGGCAGCAGACUCAACAAGUCUAGGCUCCCAGAGUUUACUGAAGAUGAAAAGAGGAGAAUUAACGGCACGUUUGAUUUUUUUGGCUUAAAUCAUUAUACCACUGUUUUGGCUUAUAACCUGAAUUAUCCAAACAUCAUCUCCUCCUUUGAUGCAGACAGGGGCGUGGCUUCCAUAGCAGAUCGCACUUGGCCAGAUUCUGGCUCUUUCUGGCUGAAGAUUACUCCUUUUGGCUUUAGAAGGAUCUUGAACUGGAUAUAGGAAGAGUACAACAACCCUCCAAUUUAUAUUACAGAGAAUGGAUUUCUGAGCGAGGAGCCUUAGACCCUCAACGAUACCAUAAGAAUCUAUUACCUCCGAGUUACAUCAAUGAAAUUCUCAAAGGAUAAAGUGGAUAUACGUGGCUAUACUGUCUGGUCUCUGAUGGACAAUUUCGAGUGGGCCAGCUUUUCAGAGAGGUUUGGUUUGCAUUUCACAAACUACACUGACCCCUCCAUCCCAAGGAUUCCCAAGGAAUCUGCCAUUUAUGCCUCUCUAGUCAAGUGCAAUGGCUUCCCGGACCCAGCCAAAGGGCAGCACCCCUGCCUCCAGUCAGAAGAUGCUGUUCCCACCAUUGAAUCUGUGACAGACAAGCAAGUUCAAUUCUUGGGGCUGACGCUGGAUGCCACCAAUGCAGAAACAGCCUUAAACAUACUCUUCUCUCUCGUGAUUAUUGUUGUCUUUGGAUUGGUAUUUAUAUUAUAUAAAUAUUGCAAGGUGGUCUAAAAAAAGUCCAAACAGCACCAGCCAACAGGAAUUGAGUAAAAUGUAGUAUUUGCUGCAUGCCCUAAAAGUUGGCUCUUCCAUAAACACUUUGGAGAAGUUAAAGCAUCGAUGAGUUCUUUGAAUGUCUUCUUCAACUCCCUGCUUCUAUAUUGACCUGCCUUAUACAAUUUUGAGAAAAUAGAACAGAAUAAAAGAUCAGCUUAUAAGUAGCUAGUUUACCUGGGACAUCAGACUUACUACCCCUCAUUUUCUCUAACUGCCUGAUAAUCUACCAUUAUUUUUGUUUUUGUUAAGACCUUUCAGUCUUCUAAUCUAUUACAAUGCAGACAAUGCUGGGCAAGUCACUUAACCCUCAUUGCCCCCGCAAAAAAAAAAAAAAAUGCAGACAAUGCUAAGAGUAGGAGUGUCACACCUUAAGACUUUAUUAACCCAUUACUGUUGAGGGAUUUCCCAUGUAUUCAGGCAUUUGGGGCAGGAGAGAGGGGACAUAGGAGGGCCACCAAAAAAAAAAAUCUUCCCACUUUGGCCUGUGCUCCACCUAAGAAAAGGUCCUCCUCUUUACCAUUUAUUUUUAAAAGUGCAGACAUGAGCAAAAGCCACCAUAAUCCUAUCGCACAUAAGUGAACUUAAAAAGCAAAUAAAACACAAAAACUGAGUGGCUUGCGUUAGCUUUGGAGUUGUCUGACUGGGUCUUUUCCCCGUAACACUUUAAAAAUUCUCCCUACCCCUAUUUUCUGGUAUAAGAAAUGAAAAAGGACUUAUGAAUGCUACAUUAUGUUCCUCUUGUCAGUCAACAAACAUUGAGUACCUAUAUGCUGAAGCACUGUACACAAAUAGAGAAGUGUGGGGCGGCUAGGUGGUGCAGUAGAUAAAGCACUGGCCCUAGAUUCAGGAGGACCUGAGUUCAAAUUCAGCCUCAGACACUUGACACUAGCUGUGUGAUUCUGGGCAAGUCACUUAACACUCUUGCCCUCUGCAAAAAAACAAAAACAAAUAGAGAAGUGAGGUAGUCCUUGCCCACUAGGAGCUUACAUCUAUUGCUUUGAGAAAUAAAAUGUUUCUGCACAUACCUACAAAACAUAGGUUUGGCAAAGGUUUGGGUGUUUACACUUGAUUCAACUCAGAUCCACCAUUGGCCAAGGUCUUUCUUUUUUGGGGGGGAGGGGCAGUCAGAGUUAAGUGACUUUCCCAGGGUCGCACAGUGGUCAAGUGUGCAUUUGAACUCAGGUCCUCCUGAUUCCAGGGCCAGUGCUGUAUCCACCAUGCCACCAACCUGCCCCCCAAGGGCUUUCUACUGAAACUCCAAGAAAUAUAUAUAGCAGAUAUUCUUUACUGCAUUUAGCAAAUUCUAUGCUCUAUCCAGUUAGGAAAAGUAGACCUACGGAAGCUCCAUUCUUGGUAUCACAGUGAUGUAGGAUGGAAUUAAGAUGAUCAAUUUGAUCAUGAGUCAUCCCAAAGGAAUUACAAGACUCUCAGUUUCCCAGGUUUUAUUGAAAGACUGUUGACCAC
Molecule: messenger RNA, 7365 nt
Organism: Dromiciops gliroides (monito del monte)
Lineage: Eukaryota; Metazoa; Chordata; Mammalia; Microbiotheria; Microbiotheriidae
Gene: LCT
Product: lactase
Biological process (GO): carbohydrate metabolic process
Molecular function (GO): beta-glucosidase activity
Source: RefSeq, a predicted model, not a curated record